Messenger RNA from Ochotona princeps (American pika), 1459 nucleotides. It is a transcript of the gene ANXA5, whose product is annotated as annexin A5. Gene Ontology annotation, molecular function: calcium ion binding; calcium-dependent phospholipid binding. NCBI's taxonomy places the organism in Eukaryota, Metazoa, Chordata, Mammalia, Lagomorpha, Ochotonidae. The coding region runs from base 94 to 1059 and encodes 321 amino acids. Gene Ontology annotation, biological process: negative regulation of coagulation. The record is from RefSeq and is a predicted model, not a curated record. Gene Ontology annotation, cellular component: cytoplasm. The transcript has 13 exons.
CCCUUGCGCCACCGGAUAGCGCUCAGCAACUCUCUCGGAGGUUGGAGGCCCUGGGUCUGCUCCCGCCUGUUUCUUCUUUCUUGAGCAGUCGCCAUGGCACAGGCUCUCCGAGGAACCGUGACAGCCUUCCCUGGAUUCGAUGCGCGGGCUGAUGCAGAGACUCUCCGGAAGGCCAUGAAAGGCCUGGGCACCGAUGAGGAGAGCAUCCUGACCCUGCUGACGGCCCGCAGCAAUGCGCAGCGCCAGGAGAUCGCUGAUGCUUUUAAGACUCUUUUUGGCAGGGAUCUUCUGGAUGACCUGAAAUCAGAACUGACUGGAAAAUUCGAGAAGUUGAUUGUGGCACUGAUGAAGCCUUCUCGGCUUUACGACGCCUACGAGCUGAAGCACGCUCUCAAGGGUGCUGGGACAGAUGAAAAAGUACUGACAGAAAUUAUUGCUUCAAGAACACCUGCAGAACUAACGGCCAUAAAGCAAGUGUAUGAAGAAGAAUAUGGCUCAAGCCUGGAAGAUGACGUGGUGGGGGAUACCUCAGGGUUCUACCAGAGGAUGUUGGUGGUUCUCCUUCAGGCGAAUAGAGACCCUGAUGCUGGCGUUGAUACAGCGCAAAUUGAACAAGAUGCCCAGACCUUGUUUCAGGCUGGAGAGCUUAAGUGGGGGACAGAUGAAGAAAAGUUCAUCACCAUCUUUGGAACACGCAGCGUGUCUCAUUUGAGGAGGGUGUUUGACAAAUACAUGACUAUAUCGGGAUUUCAGGUUGAGGAAACCAUUGACCGAGAGACUUCUGGCAAUUUGGAGCAACUGCUUUUGGCUGUCGUGAAGUCUAUCCGAAGCAUACCCGCCUACCUUGCGGAAACCCUCUACUAUGCUAUGAAGGGAGCUGGGACCGAUGAUCAUACUCUCAUCAGGGUCAUGGUGUCGAGGAGUGAGAUUGACCUAUAUAACAUCAGGAAAGAGUUCAGGAAGAAUUUUGGCACCUCUCUUUAUGACAUGAUCAAGGGUGACACAUCUGGGGACUACAAGAAAGCUCUCCUGCUGCUCUGUGGCGGAGAAGAUGACUGAUGGUUGCCCCCCCAUGCUUGCCACACCACCACCGCCUGCCUUCUGCACAUGCAGCCACACAUAGAUGCUAGUCCUGGACUACUGCCUUAUGCUAACCAGAGUGCUAAGGACCACAGCUCGAGAGCCAUGCUGCCUUCCGAUCUGCCUCUUUGAUUAGCAUACUUAUGUUCCUCAGCCUAAUGUCUGCAUCAUUUAUAUCUUCCUUUAAGAAGGCAGACUGCUUUUAGCCCUUUUUUUUUAAAAUAAAAAAGCUUCAUUUAUAUUACAUGAAUAACCUUAUCACCAUAAUCAGAAACUUAGCCUUGAAAUUGUGAACUCCUGGAAGUGUUAUUGAUCAAAGUAAGCCUGGUACUGAUUGUACUCGAAGGAUGAAUGGAAAAUAAACAUUUCAUUCCCCUUA